Molecule: messenger RNA, 2611 nt
Organism: Phascolarctos cinereus (koala)
Lineage: Eukaryota; Metazoa; Chordata; Mammalia; Diprotodontia; Phascolarctidae
Gene: FEM1C
Product: fem-1 homolog C
Molecular function (GO): protein binding
Source: RefSeq, a predicted model, not a curated record
GGGGUGGCGGCGGCGGCCCGAGCUGGAGCGGCUGGAGACCUGACCCAGCUACGGGGCGGAGAGGCGUGAGGCCGGCCCGGGCAGUUUGGUGAUCUCGGGUGCCAAAUGUUGGAAGGCGGUGGGACAACAGACAUUUUUCAUGGUUGUAUACGUACUGGGUUGCAGUGAUUGUCAUUGAACUCUGGUUCCUGCAGCUGUUGGCCCUGCCCAUAAAGUGAAGCAGGAACUUGUUCCUGAAGGAUAAACAAGACAGACUCAAUUGGACAUAAAUGGAUCUAAAGACAGCAGUGUUUAAUGCAGCUCGGGAUGGCAAGCUGCGCCUUCUUGCCAAGUUGUUGGCAAGCAAAUCAAAAGAGGAAGUGGCCUUGUUGAUCUCUGAAAAAACAAAUGGUGCCACUCCACUUUUGAUGGCAGCCAGAUAUGGGCACCUUGACAUGGUGGAAUACCUUCUGGAGCAGUGCAGUGCCUCCAUAGAGGUUGGAGGCUCUGUGAAUUUCGAUGGUGAGACCAUUGAGGGGGCUCCACCUUUAUGGGCAGCUUCGGCAGCAGGACAUUUGAAGGUAGUCCAGUCUUUGUUAGACCAUGGAGCAUCUGUCAACAACACAACUUUGACUAAUUCAACUCCUCUUAGGGCUGCCUGUUUUGACGGUCACCUGGAAAUAGUAAAGUACCUUGUGGAACAUAAAGCUGAUUUGGAAGUUUCAAACCGUCAUGGUCAUACAUGCUUAAUGAUUUCAUGUUACAAAGGACAUAAAGAAAUUGCUCAGUAUUUACUUGAAAAGGGGGCUGAUGUUAAUAGAAAAAGUGUUAAAGGAAACACUGCACUACAUGAUUGCGCAGAAUCUGGAAGUUUGGACAUCAUGAAAAUGCUUCUUAAGUAUAGUGCCAAGAUGGAAAAGGAUGGCUAUGGAAUGACUCCCCUUCUAUCAGCAAGUGUGACAGGUCACACAAAUAUUGUGGAUUUUCUGACACAACAUGCACAGACUAGCAAGACAGAACGUAUUAAUGCCUUAGAACUUUUGGGAGCUACAUUUGUAGAUAAAAAAAGAGAUCUACUUGGGGCUUUGAAAUACUGGAAAAGAGCAAUGGACAUGAGGUACAGUGACAGGACUAAUAUCAUCAGCAAACCUGUACCACAGACAUUAAUAAUGGCUUAUGACUAUGCCAAGGAGGUGAACAGUGCAGAAGAACUAGAAAACCUUAUUGCUGACCCUGAUGAGAUGAGAAUGCAAGCUCUCUUAAUUAGAGAACGUAUUCUUGGUCCUUCUCACCCAGAUACAUCUUAUUAUAUUAGAUACAGAGGUGCUGUCUAUGCAGACUCUGGAAAUUUCAAAAGAUGUAUCAAUCUAUGGAAAUAUGCUUUGGAUAUGCAGCAGAACAAUUUGGAUCCCUUAAGCCCAAUGACUGCUAGUAGUUUAUUAUCUUUUGCAGAGCUAUUCUCUUUCAUGCUGCAGGAUAGGGCAAAAGGCUUAUUGGGAACCACUGUUACAUUUGAUGAUCUUAUGGGUAUACUGUGCAAAAGCGUCCUUGAGAUAGAUAGAGCUAUCAAACAAACUCAGUGUCUGCCUGACCAAAUACAGUUGAAUAAAGCCCUUUCCAUCAUUUUGCACUUAGUUUGUUUGUUAGAAAAAGUUCCUUGUACUCCAGAACAGGAUCAUUUUAAGAAGCAGACUAUAUACAAGUUUCUUAAGCUGCACCCUAGAGGAAAGAAUAACUUUAGCCCUCUUCAUCUGGCUGUGGACAAGAAUACCACAUGUGUAGGUCGAUACCCUGUUUGUAAAUUCCCGUCUCUGCAAGUUACUGCAGUACUGGUGGAAUGUGGUGCUGAUGUGAAUGUCAGAGACUCUGAUGACAACAGUCCCUUGCACAUUGCUGCACUUAACAACCAUCCAGACAUCAUGAACCUCCUUAUCAAAUCAGGUUCACAUUUUGAUGCCACAAACUCUCACAAACAAACUGCUAGUGAUUUGUUGGAUGAGAAGGAAAUAGCUAAAAAUUUGAUCCAGCCCAUAAAUCAUACAACAUUGCAAUGUCUUGCUGCUCGUGUCAUAGUGAAUCAUAGCAUAUAUUACAAAGGGCACAUCCCAGAAAAGCUGGAGAACUUUGUUUUACUUCAUAGAUGAUAAUUUGACUGAAUUCUUAAUACUGUUGAAGCACGAAUUGGUAACAGUUGUUUCAUAUUUGAGCACUGUUGUGAUAACACCAGCAUUCAUAUAACUUGAUAACAUUGUGUUUUCGUUGGCUAAAAGCAUUAUGAACAUCAGAUUUGUAGAAUUGGUUGCCCCAUAUUUAAUAUAAAUAUGCUAUAUAUUGUUUUGUGGAUUAUUGAUAAAUGUAAUGCCAUAUUUCAAAUUCCUAAAAUUGUCUGCCAAAGCCCUGUCUUUCUUGUUUUAUUUGCCUGUUGGGUGUUUGGGACUGAAUUCUAUUUUUCACUGGUCUCUAUACAAUUCUUGGUUUGCAGAUAUAAAGCAAAUGAAGGCCUAUUUUUUUUUGCCCCUUUUUUCCUGUCCUUUUCUUCCCAUCCAGGCCUACCUAUCCCUUCUUUCUCUUCCUUUCUUCUUUCUUUCCUCCCUCUUUCUCCCUCCCUCGUUUCUUCCUCUUCCUUCUCCCA